AUGGUUUGCAUGAUCCAUAUCGUGGUUUUGUUGCUAGCGAUCACGACCGUCUUUGAAAUAUUUCCACUGAUUACCGUCCCCGUAACCAAGUAUCUGUCGUUAUCGUCAUUUAGAAACCACUACUAUGGACUUUUUGGAUGGUGCGUCCGUGGGAAAAGCCAGGAAUUGAUGUGCACUAAAAUGAAGAUAGGGUAUGAUAGUACGGAUGUCGAUUCAUCUGGUCACGUUUUGACACUGCCGUCGCACUCGAAAGUGGUCGUCUCCAAUCUACUGGUGGUGCAUCCGAUUUCAUUGGCGUUCACAGGAACAUUACUAAUACUUGCAGUGAUAAUUAUGGUAACGCCGUUGGGCGAUUCACCUGAGAUGCUGUUGUUUACGGCCCUAUUUUCGCUACCAACGUUCAUGCUAUGUCUUUUAUGCUUUUUAGUUGAUAUUCUUCUUUUUAUCUCAAAAUUGGACUGGCCGGGCUGGCUAAUGUUAGCUGCUACUAUCAGCAUGGCACUUUGUUGUUCCAUGCUUUGGGUAAUGAGAAGAGUUGUGUCAGUUAAAAAAUAUGAAUCGCAGCAAUCAAUUGCGCAUGCGCGCUCAGUUGAACAGUACUCGAUCUCAGACAUCUAUCAGAGCAAGCAAACCAGCAAUGGAUCGGAGUUUGAGGUUACUUCGGUGCCUACAGAUAGUCUAACUACCCCAGAAAUUACGCAUAGAGGGUUUAUUGACUAA
Messenger RNA from Saccharomyces mikatae IFO 1815, 720 nucleotides. It is a transcript of the gene RIM9, whose product is annotated as Rim9p. The coding region runs from base 1 to 720 and encodes 239 amino acids. Lineage: Eukaryota; Fungi; Ascomycota; Saccharomycetes; Saccharomycetales; Saccharomycetaceae. The record is from RefSeq and is a predicted model, not a curated record. Gene Ontology annotation, cellular component: cell division site; growing cell tip; plasma membrane. The transcript has a single exon.